This is a messenger RNA of Acromyrmex echinatior (Panamanian leafcutter ant), 5354 nucleotides long. RefSeq lists its product as uncharacterized. The record is from RefSeq and is a predicted model, not a curated record. NCBI's taxonomy places the organism in Eukaryota, Metazoa, Arthropoda, Insecta, Hymenoptera, Formicidae.
AGCUGGUCGAGGCGCUGUCGCGGCGGUUAACUCGAGGCGGGGAGGGGGAAUCGCGCAUACACGUAUACGUUGAUACGUUCCCGGUUCCCCUUCCAGGGUUCCCCGCUCCAGUCCGUCGCGAGUCGCGACGAGCGCUGCCGUUUCUUCGUUCGGUUGUACGAGCGUUCGGGCGAUCGACGAGAACGGAGCAAACGGAGUCGGGGAGUGGAGGCAGAGCCAGCGAAGUCGCGGGACCUGUGAGAUCGAGCGACGAAUUCCGUCAUAUCAUCCGCUUACAUUUGGCUCGGUACGCGCGAGAGUACUGUCGGCGUUUUGCGAGAAAUCCUUCUACGGUGGUCGCGUACACAAGUGCGAUCGAGGAGGCCCGCGGAGAUGCCGGAUACGAACUGAACGCGCGUACACCGUGGUUGUGAUCAUCGCCGCAGCCGCAACCCGCAACAGCAACCGCAGUCGAUUCCUGAGGAACGCCACCGUUUUCCCUCGGAGAUCGUCGGCCGGGAGAUCCCCGGACGCGAAUGCGCGUUCCUCCUCGCGGUGCCGUCCUCGCGCGAGGAUCGCACACGUCUUCCCUCUUCCUCCCGAAAGCGCCGCUAUGCUGACGCUGCAGCAUCAAACGGAGCAAACAAUAGCUUGAAAAUGGGGUUGAGACGACGACGUAACAAACUGAGCGGGACGUCUACGAGGCAAUCAGCUUAGAUACCGUGAAAGAGAAGAUGACGACUGCCAUGGCUCGGCUGCCCUGCAAACAAUCGUCGUCGCCCUCGCAGCAGACGAGAAUGAACAAUUUCGGAAGUAGCCGGAAUCCAUAUUGGGAUAUGCAGCAGAUCAGACAUUCCGCACCGUCGUACGUUAGAAGUCAUCACCGACAUACCGACUAUACAGGGAAGCGGUAGAGCGCCGUUGAAUUGCUGCAGGAAACGAAAGCCUUCUACGUAAAGAGCGAAACCGUGCUGGAUCGGAAGCAGGAGCUGAAGAAUAGCGGACACUUGCAGGUUUCGCAACUGAGCGCGCCUGGCGCACCGCCUCCGAGAUUGCUGCGAAAAUGCACCGGCAAUUCAUGCCCCAUGCAGCCGACGUCGCCGUCGCAAUUGCAACCAACUCCCAUGACGCCGCCCUGCUGUUGGGCCUCGUGUCACGAACAAGACAGACUAGAUGGGAUUCUGAGCCCUCAACAAACACUGCCACCCGCGCUGCCACCGAAGAGUCCACGUUUGGUUCCGGUUCCCCAAAGACGGACAAUUUCGGGACCCCCGAGCGGUACCGGGGGCGAGUUGCAAACAAAGCUGCGUCGACUGCUGAACACUGACAGCAAGGAGAAUAUGUUCUUUCCCGACAGCCCGCCGCAGAGCACGGCGCAGAGUAAUGGAGUGCCGACACGAGAGGAGAAAUUUCGAUAUUCGCCCGGAAGUCUCUCGCCCGGUUGUCGGGAUGAUGAUCGUAUUCUGCAUUGCGCGCCGCAAGAUGUUCGUUUCAAGUUUGGCAGAAGCAACUCGCACUCGCACACUUCGGGUAGAUCCGGUCGGAAAUCAAACAGCUCGCCGUCGGUGGAAAAUACGAUAUGCCACAAGUCGCUGCCGGAUUUACACACGAGUACGCGUCGCCGAGCAUCUCUCUCACCGCGCGCAUCCACAAAAUUAUCCGCGAAGCCGUCUGCCCAUCAUCAGGCUACAAACACAAGCAAUUGCCCGGACUAUGAAACUAGCUCAGAUUAUUCGGACCACAGUUUUAAACGUGAUGCCGUUUGUUAUCGCAGUUCCCGCCAUAUCAGGCGAUCUUUGGGAUCUGGUGGCGGCGAUGCGAGCAGCGUAUUAUCCUCGGGUGGACGAACACAGAAGUCAUCGGGUUCCAGCAAGUUGAGCCACGGGGCGACAGCCAGGGACUCCGGUGGCUCCUCUGGACACUGUACUCAUCGUAGCGAGCCAGCGCCCAGGAUACAGGAUUGUUGGGCUCAUAUACGCAGAGAUAGCGGUGCAUCCACACAACAUUCUACUGAGAAAGACCGAUCUAGAAAAGGCAGCUAUAUUGGUGGAACACCGCCAUCCGUUGUGAGACACUACAGUCCGGAGUCUGAAAGUAGCAAUAGUCAAACAGAUUACAGCCCAACUUGUAAUUCAAGGUUCUCUGAUGGUUGGAAGGAAGGUCGCGGUCGACCGAUCCUACGAUCUAAAUCAGACAUUAGCGAUCGAUAUUGGCGGCAGGAUAAUGGCCGUUCCAGCAAGAUAUCCUCUCGCCCGCCACGAUCGAUGACUCAGCUCGAGAACUUCUUUGAUCGUUUAGGACUGGACUCAGAUAAUUAUCAGCGUAUAACAGAACCUGACUCCAAGACAUCGUCGCCCAUAUUCUUCGAUAGUGUCAGCUCUGUGGACUCGGCGUUGGGCCUCUACUCCUGGGUCGGCACUAAUCAGACAAAUCAGGGUAGUCAGUGGCAAAAUAACUGCAGUAUUGGCAUGGGUAACGAUGAGUGUAACCAAAGGGUAAAUGAUCCGCCGAGUAUUGUCGAGCGAAACGCACGUAUUAUUAAAUGGCUUUGCCAAUGCCGCAAAGUGCAGUUAGGAUACAGUUAAACAACGAGUUUCUCAGCGUGAAUAAAUUCUUUCAUUUCCAAUGACAGUACAUUUAAAUCAACGAUGUGGUAAUAUUUAUCGUUUAUCGGUAUAUCAGACACUCCACAGUAAUUUCAAAUUCAUAUGUUUCUCGUAAAUGUGGAAUUGAUUGUCGCUUUUCCUCUUCCUUUUUACAACUUGCAUAAUAUUUAAUCAUUUAAGAGUUUUAUUAAUCCUAUAUUAGCUGUUUAUAUAAGCGUACAAUUAAAAAAUAUCCUUUUAAUUUAUUAUGAUAAUAAUAGAUAAAUCUGUGCCAUUUCAUAACCACUUGUUACGGUUCUAUACGGUGUGCCUUUCAUUGUCAUUACACAUUCAGGGUAAACAAGAAGGUCUUUAAAAACGUAUUUUCGUGAUAUUAAUUUGUAUAAUAAAAUUUAUAUAGACAAUUUUGAUGUCUAAUAUUUUGAGGGCACACAUAUUAAAAAUUUACUUAUACUUAAUAUUAUUCUUGGACAAAUUUGUUAUUAUAUAUUUUAAUAUCAUUAAUUUUGUAAUAAGUCUAUGAUAUGUUGAUACGCGAAUUUUUCCUAUUUCUAUUUAGCAAAGCAAUACUAGACUAUUACAAGCAUUAGCAGUCGCGUGCGCGCGCGCGCUCACGUGCAUAAGGGGAACGUGGAAUUUAUUACAAUUUUGAUGUGAAGUUGUAUAAAUUUAGCGAUGCGUGUUCCUCAUUUUCAAUUUUGAGAAUGAUUAGUUGAUUUGUAGAGAGAAAGUACUCAGACGAAAGAUAUUUACCUCGACUUUAUGAAAACUUAUAGAUAUAAUUUCAUAAAAAGAACGAUUAAAAAAUGUUGCCUUUACUCUUGUUGGUUUCUAAAAACCACGUACAUUUAAAGUGAAAUAAGCGUUCAAUUGAUGUUAAUAUUUGAUGAAAUUUAGAAGGGUGAUCGAUGAGUUACAAAUAGCUUGAUGUUAAACGAUAGGCGAAAAUAUGAUUUCAAUUUUGUAGUUUAGUAGGAAUAUUGGUGUGAUUUACAUUAAUAUAUUGUAUAAAAUGAAGACGCUCAUUUAUCAUCAUUCUAUUUUAAUAAUAAUCUACAAAGGUUUACAUUAGCUUCACUAUACUAGCUCAUCAAUUUUUGUUUUAACGUCAUACAACGUAAUCAUACAACGUAAAUCAUAUAAAACAAAUAUAAACAUAUAUUUUCUAAAUUUACUUGAAACUGAUCUGAUGAUACAUAUUUACAAAGACUGCGUGAACUUUACAAAUGACUUACAAAUAGCUUAAUACAUGAAUCUUAUCGCACCAUAAAUUUUCAUUAUUUCGCCAGUUAUAGCACACAAAUUUAUUAUCGUACUUACAAGGAAAUAUGUAAUGCAGAAACUUGUGUUGUUGAUGUAUUAAUAAUACAAGUAGUAUAAUUCAGUAAUUUGUUAAUACUAAUCAAUGUUUCAUAUUUUGCAUUUCAAGAAUUAUGUUUACAUGAUGGAUUAUACGGGGCAAUUGUACUUAUACCUUACACUUUUGGGGUUCUAUUUAACCUGAUACUCAAAUUGUUUAAUCUAAAUUUUCAAUAUUUUUAUAGCUAAUGUAAUUACAAUUUACAAUCAACAUACUGUAAUGCACGUUUCGCAAAAUACAAAGACGUUAAAUAUAAAAUAAAAUAUUAAUGAAUCGAUUAUAGUUAACUUUUCGUUUUGUGAAGUAUCAUAUUAUAAUCUUUAUUUUCUGAGCAGAUUGUAGUUUCAUCAAAUGAUGUACUUCUGCUCUCCUAUUACUAAUACAUGAACAAGAAAAAAAGGCGGAGCAGUCAUUCAAGUAGUACAUUCACAUAUGUUGGAUAAGAAAGCGGCAGAUUGAGCGGAAAAUUUGCAAUCGAAAGAAUAUUUGAUCUUGAUAACUUCAUAAAAUGGAGGAUAUUUUAUGAUUAAAAAGAUUCUGCAUUAUCUAUUUCUUAUUUUUCCAUGAAAGAAUCACUUCUAUUUUUUACUGUGUGAUAACAAACAUGAUCUUCAUUCACAUAAUUCAUGUAGAAUUUAAUUACUGGCUUCUUUCUUCGACUAUUUAGUUCUCCCUACUCUCUAUGGCAAUCAAAUGGUAGUAUAAGAAAUUUUUGAUGUUCACGACACUUAUGUGAUUCAUAUAUUCUUGUAACACGUGAUUUUUGUGUAAUACAAAAUACACAGUUAUUCUCAAACUUCUCUGAUUUCAGAUGGUAUAGGUGUUUUAAAUGUAUAAUCAACAGUUUCGCGUAACUAAAAAUAUGUUAAAACAUUUAAAAGUAGAGAGAGAAGUUGAUACUAUAUAAUAAUGAUCUAUAUAAUAAAGAUUCUUUUUGAGCAAGCAGCAGUUUAAAGAAUGUAUACGGGGUGUCUCAGGCAUUCUAUGUCGGACUGCAAUCGUUAGAGGCCAAAUUAAAAAUUUAAGUGAAUUUGCUUCGAUGCAUUAACAAUUUUACAGUUAUGAGUGACCUAAAAAUUACAGAAUGUUGGCGAUUAAGUUAAAGUUUUUAUUCAUGUCUUGGUCGCCAAAAUAAAUGUUAAAGAUUAAGAAAUUAUACAAAGAAAUGGCAUCGACUUAAUUUCAAAGUUGCCAAAGAAUUAAAAGUCGACAGCAAAUUUGCAGUGCCCGAGACACUAUGUAUAAGGUAUUAGAUAUAUAUUGGCGUAAUAGUAGUGACAACUAGAGUUUGCUAUAUUUGCAAUCUUCGACGAGGAUAUAUAAAGAAUUUAUAAAGUUUAUAAUCGCUGCUGUAGUAGUCAAUUGUAAAGUGUUAUGGCACAAAAUUAGAUAUGUGACUAAAAUAUAUG